Molecule: messenger RNA, 1164 nt
Organism: Phaeodactylum tricornutum CCAP 1055/1
Lineage: Eukaryota; Bacillariophyta; Bacillariophyceae; Surirellales; Neidiaceae
Exons: 2
Coding region: 1-1164 (387 amino acids)
Source: RefSeq, a predicted model, not a curated record
AUGUUGAACGGAACCAAAACAGAGGUUCUUCCUCCCGGAGUUGGCCGGGUGCCACUCUGGUGGAUGGAAAUCACGCCCCAUUAUGUUCUCGAUCGCGCCGAAGAUUUGGCUCGCAAGGCAAGCAACGUACAAACCUUACUCACACUCUCUUUUUCCCAAUCUAUCGCACAGGAAACAGAAGCGCAAAUGUCCGUCUUGUUCGAGCAUCUUGCCGCCAUGGAAGACGCGGGAUACUUGGAUGAAAACGGUAGGCCCAAGUUGGGACCGGACGGAAAGCCUCUCGGGUGGGGAAACAAUGGUUGGGCGGGACGCCAGGGUGGCACGGACGUCGGCACCGGCGGCCAGUCGGGCAGCGGCGGAGGCCGAAACUUUAAAUCCGGCGGUGCCUUUCUUGAUCCCAAAUUGUUUGGCAUUCCAGAGAGUCAUCCGGAUUACCAGGCGUACUUGACUGGUGCCAAACUGCCCCCAGGAUACUUGGAAAUGUUGGAAAAGUACAAAAAGGGGGAAUUGAACAGUGAUUUCGCCAACAAUUUGAAACAGACCAAUUUUGGAAACUACGGUCGCCAGGCCGAAACUCCCGAGUUUAAACCAGCCUGGGCAUGCAUGAAACUACGUUCCACCAAUCAAGGAUCGAUGAUUCGCAAGGGCCAGUACGACGAUUCCCCAUCCAAGGUCGUGAACCGACUUCGUUCGGUGGAAGCCGCUGACGUUGCUGAACCGCCUCUACGAGAGGAUUCUACUUUGGUGUCGGUACAACCGGAUUCUCCAAACUUGUCACAGUCGCAAACUAUUGCUCCGGAAGUUUGCUUUGAGCAACAGUCGACCAUGACUAGUGACAUUCGGACCUUGGUUCAAGAAAAUACAGAGUCUAUCCAAGAAUCGACCCCCGAGUCGAGCAAAUCAUCCACCCAACAAUACAGUCACGGUGACUACUACAACGCCAAACCAAAUAAUGCUGGUAUUGUAGCUCCCGCAUCGGAGGAGAUUCCUGACAAAGACUUCGAAGAAAUUUAUGAAGAGGUAUCAGAUGAGGAAGACGACUGCAAUGACGAAGGAUACGACAAGCCUGAUCAAGGCUCCUCCGGGCUAGGUAAUCUUACUGAUCUACAAGCCAUUCUCGCUGAGAAACAGGCAGAGUUGCGUCGCCUUCAGGGUCUACUGUAA